AUGUCCAACCUUCGCGCCCUUCCCCCAUGGGAUUGUCGUGACAAGUAUGAUUCAGCCCGAGCAAUAUACAAUGUUCCGCUUCGUGCGUCUAUCAAGGCGCUAGAAGAUGAAAAUGCCACACUGAAACGGCUUCUAAUUCAAAAUGGAAUCUCAUGGUCACCAAUUUCUAGCGCAUACUUAUCCCAAAACGGUAUCCCGCGACGCCGGACUCGCUCCUCAGUGCAAAGCAUAUCUGGUCAACUACCGGCUCUUCCUAUGGAGGCCGUGUUAAACAUUAUGCGCUUUGCCCUUCUAAGCCCGCAUCCUAUUAUAGACCCAUUAUCACCUUUGGAGCCCAGCACACUUACUAAAAACGAGAAACAGAGAGGCAAUCAGAUUGCCAUCCACUUUCUUGCGACGUGCUCCGCCUUGCACACCGAAGGCACACGGUACUUGUGGGAACAGAAUCAGUUUGUAUUUACAUCCCCAGAGUCGGUACGACGCUUCGGAGAACUCAAUAUUCGAUUUCGACAACCUAUCAAGCAUGUUACAUUCAGGGUGGUCGCAAAGUACUACGACGACGAAACCCGUCCUCAGAGGCGGAAAAUAGGACGCAGCUACCACCUUGCUGUAAAGAAGAGUCAUACAUUAGCUGUUUCUCGGAGACCAAAGGAGUCGUUAUUGGUACGAGGAGGCUUUCGCUGCUACAGCUGGAAUCAGGUUGUCGACUUUCUCUAUGCGAUGCGAACGCCAUUCGACCCAUUGUCCGGCCAGGGACUCAAGCCCGAACCAAAGUUAUUCCCAUCCAUCCAAUCUCUUCGGCUAGAUCUGGUGAAUUUUACUGAAGACCUACCUUAUCCGUCUCUUAAUUUGCAUGAUAUGGCAUGCCACGAGAUGUCGUGCUCAUUAGAUGAGCUGAGUGUGACGGGAAUGCCAAGCGAUGAGGCAGGCGUCAGAGCGGAAGCUGAGCUGGCUGGUCUCCUGAAAGAUGAUGGCUUGUAUUUGGAUGGUCUACCGACGUAUAUUGCCCUCAAAGGCAGCUUACACACUCUUCCUGAUAGCCCAAGGGGGUGGAGCUCCAAGGUUAUCCGAUGUUGGAAGCAGGGCGACCAUGAGUCGAGUUCGGAUUCUGAAAUGCUUGACGACCACUUCCAUCACUUUGACGAUCUAGAUGAUCCCCGCCGGCCAUUGGGCAUCCUAGCUCCAGCAACCACUCAAAGUGAUCAACCCAAGGGUACCGACUACGUCAUAUGGAAAAAGAUUCCAGUCUCGCGAGACUCGAACGAAAGAAUUUGGACACCAUUUUCGAGAACUACAGGCCACGAAAUAGACCUUGACAUUGAGUCGGACGAAGAUACCUCGCCAUGA
[Torrubiella] hemipterigena is the source of this 1347-nucleotide messenger RNA. The record is from the annotation of a GenBank genome assembly. Lineage: Eukaryota; Fungi; Ascomycota; Sordariomycetes; Hypocreales; Clavicipitaceae.